AUGGAUGGGAAUGAUCGAAAUAAAGACGCAGACGAUAUUGAAUCUCGUCAUUCUGCUGAAGGGACUGGUUGUAAUCAUAGUGCAUAUUUCGUAGAAAAUGAAAGAUCCUAUCUAAAAUCUUCUUUGGUAUAUCGAUUUCCUGUAGAUCAUGAAGAAGUCAUCCGACAAGAUCGUCAACAAUGUAUUUUCUCAAAGUCUUUAUCGGGUCUAUUCAGAGGCCCAGCUGUGGAACUGGCAUUUGGACCAUUGCAAUGGCGAAAUCUGGCACCUUUGCAGCAUGACACCAAUCGCAGAAACUGUACUUUCAUGACAGUGGACGCUAGUACCGGACUACAUGUAUUCGCUGAUGGUUCCUUCGAUGUAAUACAUAUAUGCCAGAUGCUUCACGCGCUCGACUCUUAUCCAGCUUUGAUUGCCCACGCUCAUCGCCUCCUUCGUUCAGGCGGAAUGUUGUUGAUCCACGAGCCCCAACUGCAGCUUCAUAGUGCAUAUACUAGCUUCAACUUGGUAGACCUUAGUCCUAAUCUAACAAGAAUGAUGGACUACAUCACAACUGCCUUUCAAUAUAGGGGCGUCGAUACCGAUUUAUUCAGUAUGAUGGACCAAAUCAUCGUUGAAGCUGGAUUUCAUUCCGAUUUAAUAUCAACUCACUACUAUUAUAGAUCAGCGUGUCCUGAGGAUCCUGAAAGUGACCUGGGCCAACACGAAAUUCUCAAUGUGAUAUCAUUCGCAUAUGCCACAAGAUAUAUGAUUCUGGAGAGCGGGGUGACGGACGAAGAUGAUUUUGACAAUUUGUUGAGUGGAUUAUCGGACGAAGUUAGAGGUAGAUCAACUGGAAGAGCUGGACCUUUAGGUGCUCAGGGAGUACUGUCCCCUUGGGGUUAUUGGUGGGCUACCAAGAGUUGA
This is a messenger RNA of Kwoniella shivajii, 906 nucleotides long. RefSeq lists its product as uncharacterized. Lineage: Eukaryota; Fungi; Basidiomycota; Tremellomycetes; Tremellales; Cryptococcaceae. Gene Ontology annotation, molecular function: S-adenosylmethionine-dependent methyltransferase activity. The transcript has 12 exons. The record is from RefSeq and is a predicted model, not a curated record. Bases 1 to 906 code for a protein of 301 amino acids.